AUGAGUGCCUUAAGUUAUUUCUCAGCGGUUUAUAAAACAGUUGAAGGGGAGGAUAUCACUGCGCUCAUUUACCUUCCAAACUCAGCUACCCUCAAACCCCAGCCAUGUCCAGUUAUCAUCAAUAUCCACGGCGGCGCCUUCAUAGUGGGUUCAGCCCGUAUGGUAAACCAGGACCAGAUCGAGCACUGCUUAGAACGCGGGUGGAUCAUGGUUGUCCCAAACCAUCGCCUCUGUCCUGGCGUUGAUCUGCUCGAAGGCCCCAUCACUGAUUGCCGAGACCUCCUAUCGUGGAUUUACGACAAGGGACUUGAGACAGAGAUUGCCAAGAACAGCCCACCGAAUACUGAGAUUAGAAUCGACUACGAUCAUGUCUUUGCGUCCGGCACGUCUUCUGGAGGCCAUCUCAGCUUAUGCCUUGGCUUCGACGUCCCACGUCCGCCAGCGGCGAUCUUCGAUAUUUACGGCCCGUGCCACUUCCAACAUCCAUUCUGGAAGUCUAAGCUUGAUCAUAUAGCUUCCAUGAUCCCCAAAGGUUUAACCCCCGUGUUUAUGAACCAAGUAUAUCAGCAGCGACCGGUUCCCACAGAGGCCGGCAUUUCCCUCGAAGGCCAAGCAAAGGGACCGGACUUCAACGACCCCCGGCAGGCCCUCUGCUUUUCGAGUCUUGCUGAUGGCAAGCUUCUCGACGUGGUUUUCCCUUCAGGCGACUGGAAAAAGGUCGAUCCCCUGCUAAACAUCAGUGAAUCAUUCCCUCCUACAUUUAUUGUGCAUGGCGACGCAGACACAAUGGUUCCUCUUCAUCUAAGCCGCGGGCUGUACUCCGCGCUCCAGAGGUCGGGGGUGGAGUGCGGACUGCGUGUAAUACCUGGUGAAGAACAUACAUUUGCUGCCAAGAUGAAGAAAGGGUCGCAAACAUGGAACUUGCACCUCGAAGGGUAUGAAUUCUUAGAGAGUAUACUUGAGAGGAAGUAA
Molecule: messenger RNA, 972 nt
Organism: Fusarium fujikuroi IMI 58289
Lineage: Eukaryota; Fungi; Ascomycota; Sordariomycetes; Hypocreales; Nectriaceae
Exons: 3
Coding region: 1-972 (323 amino acids)
Biological process (GO): proteolysis
Molecular function (GO): serine-type peptidase activity
Source: RefSeq, a predicted model, not a curated record